ACAUUGAUGUGGAUUCACAGCAACAGAUAACAGAUGAGGCAAACACACCAGGAUUUUGGUGACUUUCUUCCGAUUCAUUGGUGAAUCGUUUCUGGACAAGAAAAUCUUGAACUGUUUUCAGCGGAGUUUGCUUGCAACCGAAUUCGUCUUGGGGAAAUUACGACAGAAAGGGGGAUCUGCUGAAUUCAGAGCUGCAGACGGAUUGCUUUAUUUAUUUUGAAAACCUUAGUGUUUCUCGUUAAAAGACAUUUACUACAAAUAUACCUCGUGAAGCUGGAUUGACACGCUUGCGGAUUUCGGAGCGGCAACAUGCUCAACAAUAUGGAUUUAAACUCUCAGGACUCUUUCUUUUCACAGUACGACGACUGUUGUAAUCCCUCGCCAGAGGUUGAGAGUUUGGGGCCGGAAAUAAAUCAAAAGCAUUUUACCGAAUCGCAGUCAGAAUCGCCAGUUCAUUUCAAUCAAGGUACGCCAAUUGAACCCAAAACUGAAACUUCCAAUUCGGAUUUUUUCUUUGAUCCGAGCGAAAACGCCGACUACAGGUUUCCAUCUUCUCUCAAUUACUCGGGCAGCUUCUACGUGGAAACGUCGUCCGGGGCCUCAUGCAGUGCCGAGACUUUGUUGAACAUGAUAUCUGAGAUUGUUGGCAUCUCCACUUUGCCUAUUUCAGAAAUGCAGCAGAGUCAGUCCGAGGCGGUGUUUUCCUCUUCUCACUCUCAGCUAGAGCACGGUCAGGAUUUGCCUCCUAACUGCACCAGCGUCCCGGCGUUGUAUACUGAGAACCCGGUGUACUCCAGCUACGCCAACGUGCACGUCCCGGAGGCUGGGAUCGCUCCAGGUGCCAACGCUGCUCCUUCUCAGGAAGCAAACCGAAAGCUCAGCCAAGCUCAGACUGACAUGCCAGCUUUCCCAGUGGUCGUGAAAAGUGAGCGUGACACCAGUGACUAUGAAUGGGACCCAUUUCAUAAUAAACCAGAAGGUUACGUGACUUCAGAGUACAACGAUUUGUUUGCAAUGACCGACGAUUGUUCUCCAUUGAGCCAGCAGGUGGAUUCAAAAGAUUUCCUUGAUUCUCUCUCCACUGUUUGCCACACCAGCGAUUUAGCAGCCAAACUGGAAGGGUCCGGCAUCCCGGAUUUGUGUUUUAUUGAUAGGCAACAGACCUUUCACGGCCAGAUCAGUCCUAACUACCAGAUACAGAUGAUGGCUGGACUGAACAGCAUCAGCACUCCCACUCAAACCGUAGCGGUGCAAACUUUGGGCAGCCAGUGCACUUUAGACUAUACCACGUCUAUGCUGGCUAAUGCCGUGGACUCGCUCCUCUACCCUCAGGUGACGCAGACCGCCUUUCUGAAAACGGGAUUGCGCCCUGAAAAGCCCAGCCGCUCAAGAAAAUGUCAGACUGGCUCAAAUGGCCCCGCCAAGGAGAAACCUUUCGCUUGCCCCAUGGAUAACUGUGAACGGCGCUUCUCCAGAUCGGACGAGCUCAACCGACACCUGCGCAUCCACACUGGACACAAGCCCUUUCAGUGCCGCAUCUGCUUAAGGAGCUUUAGCCGCAGUGACCACCUGACCACUCACACCAGGACUCACACCGGCGAGAAGCCCUUUUCCUGUGACGUGUGCGGCCGCAGGUUCGCCAGGAGCGACGAAAGGAAAAGACACGGCAGGGUCCACCUGAAACAAAAAGAAAAGUCGGAACUGAAACCCCAGCUCCUCACCGCAUGCUCUUUCUCUUUACCCCAAGGCUUUUAGGAGCACUUCAGGAGAGUCCGUCAGUUUCCGUCAUGGAAAGGAUUGUCGACAACAGGUUGGAGUUGGUAAACUGUGGGAACCUGGCAGGUGAAGCCAGGCCUUUGGAGUUGUUAGGGCAGAUGCUGGCUCCGAAAAUGGCUGCAAAAUUAAAAAAAAAAGUACAGUGAAGGAAUGUAUCGUGAAAACAAGCAAACAAAACAUCCUCGAGGCGAGGUAACCGACUUUUGGCGUUGAGGAAAAUCUUAACAUCAGCUCAUGUACUCGUGUUUUUAAAUGUCUUAAAGAGCUCAUAGAAAAAAAAAAGCAAAACGUGAUAUAUGUGCACUGGCUAGAAUUGAUCAAGCAACUCUUUUACUAAAACCUCAAGAUGUGCAUCAAUCAUAGCAGCUUCUCCACGGCUACACUCGGUGUCCUUAAUAAAUGUUCUUUUCUUCUUUCGAGAGAGUGAGACUCGUGUAGGCAACGAAUUCAACAGCGGCACAUUUCAGAACCAGCAACGUUGGACAGCUCCGAGCCUCUGCGCACUAAGACUAUCAGUAUAAAGACACGGGAGCAGAACAAAAGAACAAAAAAAAAAAAAAAAAAAGAAAAGAAUUGCACUUACUUGUGGCCUGUAAUAUGUGAAUUGCCUUUUCUGCUUUUGUUUAACACACAUCAUUACUGUUUAAAAGACGCUGUUUUUGCAUGUCAUUAUUUUAUGAAGUGAAACUAUAUUUGCUUUGAGUAGAAAAUAUGAUUUUCAGGUAAACAAACGUUAUUUAUGUAUAUGACAAAAGCCUAAUGUACUUUGAUUGUAUGUGAUUUCUUUACACCUUUCACAAGGGUUGGCCUCUCUGCCAUAAAAAAAGAAAAAAAAAUGCUUUGCUGAUUGCAGUUUUGUCAUUGAAAAAUAUGAUGUACUGAAAACAAAUCACUUGUGAACACUGAAACAUAGUGGUCAAUAAAUGUUUCCCUAACAAAACAUCUUUAAAUUGCAUUUCUCUAACUGUACAACUUAUUGACUGACUGUAUGUUCAAAACAAUGCAUUUUCUGUUUGUUGACCAUUCUCAAUAUGCUCUAUGCAUAGAAGUAAAAAAAAAA
This is a messenger RNA of Polypterus senegalus (gray bichir), 2836 nucleotides long. RefSeq names its product early growth response protein 4. Lineage: Eukaryota; Metazoa; Chordata; Cladistia; Polypteriformes; Polypteridae. Gene Ontology annotation, molecular function: RNA polymerase II cis-regulatory region sequence-specific DNA binding; DNA-binding transcription factor activity, RNA polymerase II-specific. The record is from RefSeq and is a predicted model, not a curated record. The coding region runs from base 310 to 1755 and encodes 481 amino acids. The transcript has 2 exons. Gene Ontology annotation, biological process: regulation of transcription by RNA polymerase II.